Etheostoma cragini (Arkansas darter) is the source of this 2015-nucleotide messenger RNA. RefSeq names its product leukotriene A4 hydrolase (gene lta4h). The record is from RefSeq and is a predicted model, not a curated record. Gene Ontology annotation, cellular component: nucleus; cytosol. NCBI's taxonomy places the organism in Eukaryota, Metazoa, Chordata, Actinopteri, Perciformes, Percidae. Gene Ontology annotation, molecular function: aminopeptidase activity; metallopeptidase activity; zinc ion binding. Gene Ontology annotation, biological process: peptide catabolic process; proteolysis; leukotriene biosynthetic process. The transcript has 17 exons.
UGUAUGAGCGUGUGUCGGCUCAGUGCUCCGUUGCUACCGGACAGAUCACCAUGGCGGACCCGAGCUCCUUCUCCUGCGUCACCAGCUGCGUCACCAAGCACCUGAACCUGGCGCUCGCGCUGGACUUCGAGCGGCGCGUGAUCAGCGGAACCGUGGCGCUCACCGUGGAGGCUCUGCAGGACCGGUUCUCCGCCCUGACGUUGGACAGCCGGGACCUGCAGGUUGUCUCGGUGAGCGCUAACGGCCAAGCGGCGCGCUUUACGAUGGGCCCUAAACACACCUUCAAGGGGACGCCACUGAACAUCACGCUGCCCUUUGACCUCUCCAGAGGGCAGCAUGUGAUCGUGGAGGUGACCUAUGAGACGUCUCCGGGGGCGACGGCGCUGCAGUGGCUCACACCUGCUCAGACUGCUGGGAAGACACAGCCCUACCUGUUCAGCCAGUGCCAGGUGGGUUCUCUCAAUAAAGCUUCAGACAUUCAAUCAGCGGGAAGUUGAGACGUAGCACGUGUGGUAACGGGGGUUCGGUUAUGUCAUAAUUACGAGCAGAUGUCAGGAAGUUGAGACAUUUUACGUGUGGUAUCGUGUGUUCGAGAAUAAAAACAAGAUAACACUUGACAUGAAAAACCUUUACACAUGAUGACAUCUGUGUUCUGAUUGGCUCUCAGGGAGAUCGGGCCCAGGUCCAGAGUCUGGUCUGAGAAAGAGUUUGUGGACAAAGCGGCGUUCGAGUUCUCCGAGACGGAGGCCAUGUUGGCGGCGGCCGAGCAGCUCGCCGGUCCGUACGUGUGGGGUCAGUAUGACAUCCUGGUCCUUCCUCCGUCGUUCCCCUACGGCGGCAUGGAGAACCCCUGCCUGACCUUCGCCACGCCCACACUGCUGGCAGGAGACAAAUCUCUGUCCAACGUGAUUGCUCAUGAGAUCUCCCACAGCUGGACCGGUAAUCUUGUGACCAACAAGACCUGGGAACACUUCUGGCUGAACGAGGGCCACACCGUGUACCUGGAGAGGAUGAUCCUCCGGGGGCUGGAGGGGGAGCACUUCAGACAGUUCAAAGCCAUGGGGGGGUGGAAGGACCUGCAGGACUCGGUGAGAACCUUUGGAGCCAACAACCCUCUGACCUACCUGGUGCCGAGCCUCCAGGACGUCGACCCCGACGACGCCUUCUCCUCGGUCCCCUACGAGAAAGGGUUCGCUCUGCUGUACCACCUGGAGGAGCUUCUGGGGGGGCCAGAGGUGUUCAUGGGUUUCGUGAAGUCUUACAUCCAGAUGUUUGCGUACGGCAGCGCCACCACCGACGAGUGGAAGAGCUACCUGUUCACCUACUUUAAAGACAAGGUGGACAUCCUGAACCAGGUGGACUGGACCGGCUGGAUGUUCACGCCUGGGAUGCCUCCAGUCAAGCCUCAGUACGACACCAUGCUGGCAGAUGCCUGUAUUGGUCUGAGCCAGAGGUGGAUCCAGGCAAAAGACACGGACCUGAAGACCUUCAACGAGUCCGACAUAAAGACGCUGUCGUCCCACCAGAUCAUCGAGUUCUUGUCUCUGCUGCUGCAGGAGGGCCCCCUCCCACUGAUCCAUGUGAAGAGGAUGCAGGAGCUCUAUGAUCUCAACGCCAGCAGGAACGCAGAGAUCCGCUUUAGGUGGCUCAGGUUGUGUGUUCGGGCCAGGUGGGAGGAAGCGGUUCCCAUGGCGAUGAAGAUGGCGACAGAGCAGGGCAGGAUGAAGUUCACCAGACCGCUCUUCAAGGAGGUGUUUUCCUUUGAGAAGUACCAGGAUGAAGCGGUCCGAGUGUUCCAGUCCCACCGAACGGCGAUGCACCCGGUCACCUCGGGACUGGUCGCCAAGGACCUGAAGCUGGACGCCAACACCGCCAGCCUGUAACCACGGCAACCAGCCGCUGACCACGGCAGCCAAGCGGUGCCUAUGGCAACCGGAUGGUGACAGCCGUCUUCCUCCUGUGUGCGUCACGAUCUCAGGGCAGAAGAAAUAAAAUCUAAAAUCAAAUAAAAACUC